CGAAAUACAGAGAAAGCAUCAUCUCUAAAGGGAAAUAUUAAUUGCAGGGUUUUGAAAGCAACAGUAAUACAGCAGAAGCAACAAUGGCAGAAGUUCCUGAAAUUGAUUCAAUCUUUAUGCAUGGCUACAGUGACAUGGAGGAAGAAUUUUAUGAAGAGUGCCCAUGGAAAACUAAGAAAUCCUUGCAAGAUCUACACUGGGGCUCCUGUUCAAGAACGUGUUUAACCUGUAAUUCUGGGAUAACCAUGGAAGUAACUGAACACAGAGAAUCAUUACAUUCUUUCAAAAAAGCAGUAGUUCUUGUGAUAGCGGUGGAUAGAAUGAAAAAAAUAUCAGGAAAUGUAGAUUUAUUCUCGGAUAUGGAUCUACUAGAUCUGCUUCAUGUUUUUGCUGAAGAGGAAAUUUCCCAUGAACGAAUAGCUUCCACAGUUAGAGCUAAAUCACCAUUAUCAACAGUUUACAAGAUUAAGGAUGCCGCCAGCAAGUGCCUAGCCUUGCAAGAAUUUCCAGGGGAAGCCAAACUUGUUGCUUUAUAUUUACAAGGACACAAUAUUGAUAGAGAGCAGAAGAUACAAAUGGAGUUUUACAGACCGUCACCACAAAAUGGAGUUCUGAAGCAACCUGUGACUUUGGGUCUUAAAGAACAUGAUCUGUACUUAUCAUGUGCUGCUGUAGGAGAUACUCCUGAAUUGCGUUUAGAGAGCCUGGACCCUGCUCAGAUAAAGCGCUUUACCUUCUUCAAAAACGAAAACAGUCCAAAUCCAAAUAACUCCAGUACACAAAGCUUUGAAUCUGCUGCCUUCCCCAACUGGUACAUAAGCACCUCUCAAAAUGAAAAUGAACCGGUUGUGAUGAGUCAGAAAGAGAAUCAAACGGUCAUCAUGGAAUUCAAUCUUUUCAAGGAUCAGUAAUAUUAUAUCCUCAAACCAAAUAUCUGCUUGUAUGUACUAAGUACAGGGUAGACAAAUCCACAUUGAAAAAUGAUUAAGACUUUCAUAAAGUUAAAUUUUCUCUUAUAGAGAUUAUGCAAGUGUUGAAUAUAAAAUAAAAAAAUAUAAUUAUUUUCUAUUAUUUAUAUACAUUAACUUAUAUUUAUUAUAUUUAUUUUUAAUUGACUUAAUUGUUUACUUUUUUUAUUAAUAAAAUAAUAUAUUAAUGUUAUUCUGUUGGUGCUCUACAAAUAAAUUAUAUUGGUAAUAAUAAUAUUUAAAUUAUUUAUGCAACUAGGAUGUUAUUUUAUUGAACUAUUGAUAAAAUGUAUUGUACAUUUCCUUUAAAAUAAAAUAAUGAUUGUAUAAA
Messenger RNA from Bombina bombina (fire-bellied toad), 1299 nucleotides. RefSeq names its product interleukin-1 beta. Bases 84 to 911 code for a protein of 275 amino acids. The record is from RefSeq and is a predicted model, not a curated record. Gene Ontology annotation, biological process: immune response; cytokine-mediated signaling pathway; positive regulation of gene expression. The transcript is spliced from 7 exons. Lineage: Eukaryota; Metazoa; Chordata; Amphibia; Anura; Bombinatoridae. Gene Ontology annotation, molecular function: interleukin-1 receptor binding; cytokine activity.